Vombatus ursinus (common wombat) is the source of this 932-nucleotide messenger RNA. It is a transcript of the gene TIMM13, whose product is annotated as translocase of inner mitochondrial membrane 13. NCBI's taxonomy places the organism in Eukaryota, Metazoa, Chordata, Mammalia, Diprotodontia, Vombatidae. The record is from RefSeq and is a predicted model, not a curated record. The coding region runs from base 66 to 362 and encodes 98 amino acids. The transcript has 3 exons.
AGUACGGGUACAGAUCGGCGCACGCGGCGGCAGUGGCGGCGCCCGGGUGACUUUGCUUGGGAGCCAUGGAGGGCAGCUUCGGCUCGGAGUUCGGGGGUGCGGCGGGGGCCGGAGGCGGGAAGCUGGACCCAGGGCUCAUCAUGGAGCAAGUGAAGGUUCAAAUUGCCGUGGCCAACGCGCAGGAGCUGCUGCAGAGGAUGACGAACAAGUGUUUCCGGAAGUGCAUUGGGAAGCCCGGCAGCUCCUUGGAUAACUCCGAGCAGAAGUGCAUUGCGAUGUGCAUGGAUCGGUACAUGGAUGCGUGGAAUACAGUGUCCCGAGCCUACAAUUCUAGGUUGCAGCGGGAGCGAGCCAACAUGUGAGGCAUGUGCUCUUUUCGUGGACAUCCAGGAACUCUAGCUGGGUUGUCCAGACCGGCUGUCCCUCUUCCCCAGAGCGGGCCAGCCCUGGACACAGCCAGGGAGCUCAUCCUGCCACCCUCCCUUCUCACAGGGUGCUUUGAGAAUGAAAGGAAUAAGGCAGGGGCAGGGGGGUGAUUCCUGAAAUUUGGUUCGAUUCCUUGGUGAUUCCCCACCCCCUCCUCAGCACACUAAUAAAAGCCCUGUUUGUGGAGCCUGGAUCUCUGCCCUUCUCUAAGGGCCCAGUUCUCCCCUCCUCUGCCGUGGUCUCAGCCUUUGGCCAAAGGAUGGCCCUCCUGCAGGUUGCGAAGCUCCUGGCCACCUCCCGUCCCUGACCUUGCUGGGAGGUCCCUGACCUUGCCUGGCACCCGGCAUGCACUGAUUCGGAGUUGGGCCUUUAGCUGUUCCCUGGGAAAGAUGUGAUUGGUUCCCCCGGGUGGGGGAUGUGCAGCUCACGAGCCUUGGGGGCGAGGGACAAUGUUAUCACCCCCUGUCAUUUAUCUGGAAAACAGUAAAUUGCUGUCUGUGACACCA